CCAUGUUCUUCGGUCUCGGCGACGAGACUUUCUCCUACGACAAUCGCAGCCUCCAGGCAGCCAUCACUCGGGAAAUGGAGCGGAAUGGGUGGGUUGGCGUUUGUUGCGAGCCGAACGUGAUCUUUGUUGUCUGCAACCAAUUUCCAAUUAUAGCAAUGAAAUACAACGACUCUCGGGACGGCACAAACAAGGUCGAGGAAGUUCUGACCAAGUACAAGAUCGCUUGGGACAAAAAGGGCAUGGUUUCUUCCAACGGUCUCUUUGUUGACUUUUGGAUGGUCAAGCAAAACCACAUAGUCCCUCCUACAGAUGUGGGAUGGACUGCAUGGGCGGGUGCUUUUAUGAACUCCUGGAAUCCUCAACUUGUGGAGAGCCUCUAUCCGAAGCAGUUUCCUGGCUUCAUCACUACCAUCGCCGGCCACAUCCGCCUACAACCGCCCAUUGUAGCCAACCACUACCGCACACUUUCAGCAGCGGCGUCCCCGACCAAGUCCGAUCAAGAGAACCUCCAGCAAGCUAUUGGCCUCGCCAAAGCCGACCUUGCGAAGAACCCAGAACCGCCUUUCCCGUACACCAAACCCUGCUUCGGGUAUGUAGUUCAAUGGCUUUCGGAGCUCGGUCAAACAGAGCUUCUUGAUGGCCUUCUCGCAUACGCUGAUGAAAACCUCAACCCCACAUGGGAGAACGGGGGCCUGUUCUACCCUCGUAACGACACGCCUUUUAUCUUCACCGACGACAAACAUGACGGCGAGGGCGUCAAGUGGACGCACAUCUCCCCCUUCUGCGGCAACGCUGCGAUAGGGUACGCACGACUCAAUGUUAGAGAUGGACAGCGCAUCAUGUAUGAAAAGCCGUGGACGAGAGAGUCUCUGGCCCGUACGCCGUGGAUCGACAACCUCGAAUUCGCGGGCAGGGAGCAUGGAGCCGGUGUCCUUCGCGGUGUGUGGGAUGAACAUGCCCAUGCGCUAAUCCUCACUGUGAGAGGGUGGGAUUUCGAGGGACGAGGAUGCCCUGAGACCGUGAGCAUCGAGCCUAUAGCCCGGGGCCUGGGGCCAGGAAACUGGGCAGUCUAUGUCAAUGGGAAGUUACGCACGAGCAAAGAGUUGCAUGACCCGGCAGACAAUGGGUUUGGGGUGACGUGUGAUGUCAAGAGGGGCCAGGAAGUUGAUGUGGUGUUUUUGAGGGUUCAUGGCGGGAUGAACGGGCGUGUCAAUGGUGAUGCUAACGGAUAUGCUUGAUC
This is a messenger RNA of Cladophialophora immunda, 1240 nucleotides long. RefSeq lists its product as uncharacterized. The transcript is spliced from 3 exons. The record is from RefSeq and is a predicted model, not a curated record. NCBI's taxonomy places the organism in Eukaryota, Fungi, Ascomycota, Eurotiomycetes, Chaetothyriales, Herpotrichiellaceae. The annotation marks the transcript as partial.